CCCCGACUGGAUCGACUAGCUUGCUUGUGGGUCGGGAAGCGCCGCUGGAGCUGUACGAGGAGGGAAAUCAAGCAGCGAGCCUCCGCCAUCAGCACUGGAGACGCUGUCGCUCUGCUAACCCAGCGGGUACAACAAUGGAAUACGAAGGACCCAGUCAUUCAUCAAGCUCUUUCGGCAAUUCCCUGGCAACAGAUUCGCCGCUGGCCUGGAUUGGAUGCGUGGGGUGGACGGUUCCUGUAUCGGCUGAAAACACGUGGCAUCAAAAGCUACGAUCGUCUCCAACAGCGCCUGGGAUGUCCACAUACACUGUGUGUU
Messenger RNA from Phytophthora sojae, 315 nucleotides. RefSeq lists its product as hypothetical. The record is from RefSeq and is a predicted model, not a curated record. The annotation marks the transcript as partial. Lineage: Eukaryota; Oomycota; Peronosporomycetes; Peronosporales; Peronosporaceae. The transcript has a single exon.